GAGUCGUCUCGUCAUGUCAAAAAAACUCCAGUGGAUCUCUUUAAUAAAAAGGAACUGUACUUCUACGGUCUACAUGUCUUUAUGAAGAAAACAGGGUGGCGUUUUUAUAACUUAGUCAAACGACAUAUUGUAUUAACCAAUUUCUCAAGAGCUUUUAUUCACACAUUUAAGACUUUCUACUUGCAGCACAAUGUAGAAAAGACUGAAAAUUCUCAACAAAUGUUGCAAUAUGUAAUUUAAUAUAAUAAUGAGAUUAUGAACAUGCUAGCAAUUUGUAAAUAUCUUUUUUAUAGUUCUAUAUUUUUAACGAAUUUGUGUUCUCCAUCAAGCGAGAACUUACGGUAGAAUAAUUAUUUUUGAUUGCUGUUGUUCAUUGCUACCCUAAUGUUUCUUGAAUGAUGUAAAAUUAAACUUUUAUUUUACUUGUUUACUUUAUGAUCAUCAAUUUUAUCAAUUAAUUCUAUCAAUAGAAAAGUGCAAACGAAUACAUGACCUCUUUUUUCAUUCAUGCGGUAAACACAACAACAGAAAUCAAUAUAUGAUAUCUUAUUUAUAUUUUUAAAAGGGCUGGUUACAUAACGUUUUAUUUAUAUGCUUUCAGUGAGAAAAUAAAAUAAAAAUCUAUAUAUUUUUUUUGUUUCCAGUUCUGAAUGGAGCAGAGGGCUCAGAAAGCAAACGACCAAAAAACCAGCUAGGUCACGGAAUAAAGGACCAAUCAUUAUCUCUCAGGGAUAGAGAUGUUAUUAAGGGUUUAAGAAACAACAAUUUUUAUCAAUCAUUUGUUGCUGUAUACACAGUUCUUUAUUUUAGAAUGAAUUUUUAUUCAAUACUUGCUAAAUGCGACAUAAAAUGAUUACGAUUCUUGCAAAAAUAUGUAGAUUGUAAGUCCGGUAAGACUGUUUUUUGGCAUAUAAAGCCGAUGUUUUGUACGCAAAGAUCAGGGUUAAGAUCACAAUAAAACUUGAAUAUAUAAUUUUAGAAAGCGCAUUGAUAGCCGUAUCCAGUAUAUCAGUUCCUUCUGUUGUUCCUUUUGAAUGUAAGUCAUGUCCAUACUGUAAUAGAGUUUAAAAUAAUUUGCCUUAAAUUUGGAGCACUUCUAAACCAUAUUCGAUUAGAGACAACAUGUAAGUAACUUAAAGCUGAAGAUCACGCUUUUCCUUCAUUGAUAAUAUUUCAAAAAAGUAUUUUGAUGUCCAUGUCCUGUCAUCAGUUCCACCAUUCAUUGAUGGAAUGAGAAAUAACCAGGCAUUAAUUUGUGGCGCAUAGAUAUGACUUGUCAUGCUUAAAUGCCAAGUCGUCAGUUAAAGAUGUCAAUUUAAUACAGGCUUAUGAAAUUGACAUCGAUGUUUGUAUAUGGUCAUAUCGUUUUCAUUGAUUUGUGGAUGUUUUUUGAUAAAUGGGCAUAUUGGGCAUAUAAGAAAGUGUUUCUUUACUUUUGUAAAAAUAUUUUAAAUGUUACUAUGCCGUCAAUAUGAGUCAAAAGUCAUGAUUCAUUUACUGGACCCCGCUUCGGAAACAAUCGUCCGUUUAAACGAUAAUUUCUUGUUUAAUAUUAUAACGACUGAGGGCUUUUUGAGAAAUAAAAUAAUACAUUUGUAAGUGAAACACAAAGUAUCAGAAGAAAUUGAGAUUAAUUGCACUAUACGUAUACUCAAUUAUAAUUAAAUUCGCGACAAAACCAAAGUAAAAAUUCAUCAUAGCUUUCUAACUUAAUCGAAUUAUAAGAUGUGUACUUUUAUGAAAUUUACUUUAUUUAAAUUCUAUUUAGUUUUUUUUUAAUUUUCAGGUACUCCUCCUGAAUUUCAAACUGACUGGACAAAAGUUUUCUUACAGUUAUCAAGAUCGUUUUCUGCAACACGCUGGAAAUUUUUUGCAUUGGAAUUACUAAGCAAUUGUCAGGAGAUGGUUAGAAGCGUUGAUGAUACAGUUAAUGAAAUUGAGCUAGAAGCAAGGAAUCAGCAUACAGAAGGUUGGGUCUUUUAUGCGUAUUUUAAGGUAUUCAAUAAAUGGCUUAACAAUCUUGGAAGUACAAGUGCAACCUUUGAACAUAUCAAAGAUGCUGCUACUCAUGCCUUGGAUUCAGGAGAGGAUAAAAAACUGGUUGAUAUUAUUAAAAGGAACCCCCCAAUGAAAGUGACAACGCCAAUGCCUUUAGUCCCUUACAACUUUAACGAAACAUUUGGGAACAACACUGCACAUUCUCAACAGUAUAUGGCAUUACAUGAUGAUGAAGGACCAGAGAAUUCUAAUUUUGCGAGAAAAUUAUAUGUCAGAUCAAGACAAACACAUAAGUUUCAAGUGGCCCAUUGCUCCUACUGUUCUAGGUAUACUACAAACGAAGUAUCAAAUCUUCAGGAAACAUCAGUUCAGUUAAACAAAACAAGUGUUGAAACUAAUUGCAAUAAUAAUGAUAAAAAUACUGUCAAACAAGAGCGAAUUAAAAAACGAAAGAAAGAUCAAUCAAAAUCAGAAUCACAGCAACAUAAACGAAGUAUAACUGAACAGUAUAUAAUUGAAAAUGCAAAACAAAAUUUGCUUUUAGAUUCUAUACCAAUUCGUCAAAAUGAUUAUGACAUGUUUAUGCAUUUUGUUAUAGACCUUAUCUCGAACCAAUGUCAUGUUAGUAAAGAAGUAGUAUUAUCCAUAACUUACGAAUGCUUCUAUAAAACUCAAGAAAUAAAUACAAAUGAAAAUGAAACUUUAUAUAUCCUAAAGUGGGGAAGGACAAAUCUUUGUAUUGGACAAGAAGUAUACGAUGAAUUAGCUGUUUACGGGAAUAUCGCACGACCAAAAUUGCUGAAAUAUCUGGAGGAGAAGAGUAUUGACUGUGAUAACACCACGUUACUGUUCAUAAAAUUUGAACAAAUUAAACAUAAAGAAGAUAAAAGCGUAAAAAAUCAUGCUGAAAAAGAAAAUAAUGCCGAGCAAAAUUUCCAAGUUAAUAGUCAAAAUGGUCCUCCUAUUGGAUUAUGCCCUGACGUGAACGAAUCUGAGGAACCAUUCAACAUCAAAACAAGUCUCAAACAAAACUCUUUUGGUCAGGUUUUUGAGCCUGAAGAAAAAGUAGGGACAACAUCGGUUGAACAUGGACAGAAAGAAUUAGAUAACAAAGCAGAGAGAGAACAAGAAACAGUGAAAAAUAACGGGAAAGAUGAAAAAGAUACAGACAUAGAAAAGGAAUUAGAAAGCAUUAAAGAAUCGUUUUUCCCGGAUGGUGAUGAAACAUAUGAUUUACCGAAUGCAGACAAUGUAGCCUAUAUAUUAAAUAAUUUUAUGGAUCAGGACUAAAACAACAGUCCUAAAGAUAGCACGUGCCUAUCUCAGUGGGGGGGGGAUAAACUGUCUAAAUAUUCUAAAUACUUGCUAUAUUUGCUAUAUAAUACUUCACUGUUUAAAUAAGUUGUAAUAAGCACAUUUCUUACAACUUUAAAGUACUCUAUUUAACCCUGAUGCUUAUUGAAAAUGUUUACGUAAUUAUCUUUGUUUUAUAUCAGAGGUUCAUACACUGAAUAUAUACCAUAAUUAAUUAAUAUACUUUAGAAUAGUUUACUUAAGAAAGAGACUUAAGACGGAGGAAACAAUUUACUUAAAGAGGAAACAGUUAAUGUAAGAAAGAGAAGAGAAAAAGUUUACUUAAGAAAGAGAAAACAGUUUUGUUAAGAAGGUGAAAUUGUUUUC
Ruditapes philippinarum (Manila clam) is the source of this 3678-nucleotide messenger RNA. RefSeq lists its product as uncharacterized. NCBI's taxonomy places the organism in Eukaryota, Metazoa, Mollusca, Bivalvia, Venerida, Veneridae. The coding region runs from base 1903 to 3288 and encodes 461 amino acids. The transcript is spliced from 4 exons. The record is from RefSeq and is a predicted model, not a curated record.